This is a messenger RNA of Triticum turgidum subsp. durum (durum wheat), 894 nucleotides long. Lineage: Eukaryota; Viridiplantae; Streptophyta; Magnoliopsida; Poales; Poaceae. The record is from the annotation of a GenBank genome assembly.
AUGAGCCUCUCCCACCGCCGCCCCCACCUGCCGCCCGCCGCGCCGCCGGCGGGGGACCCCUACUACCACCUGUACGCGCCGCAGCCGCUCCAGCACCCGGACCCGCGGCAGGGCGUCGUCACGCUCUUCGUCGCCGGCCUCCCCGACGACGUCAAGCCCCGCGAGAUCCACAACCUCUUCUCCCGCCGCCCCGGCUUCGACCACUGCCUCCUCGAGUACACCGGCCGCGGCAACCAGGCUGUUGCCUUUGUGUCAUUCUUCACCCAUCACGCGGCCCUGGCAGCAAUGGCUUCGUUAAAUGGGUCUGUUUUUGAUCCUGAUAACGGUGAUUGCUUGCACAUUGAGCUAGCUAAGUCGAAUUCACGCAAACGCCAUGGAGGUGGUGGUGAGGUCUACAGAGUAAUUGACAAGCGAGUUCGAACAGAGGAAAAUUCUGACAAUGAUAACAACCGUGAUGAAGGUGAUGAUGAUGUAUCAGGCAAUGAUGAUGGACAGGGUGGAUCUGAUGGACAAUCGGAUGAAGAAAAUGAUAAUUCCAGCGACAAGAACGAGUUACCCACGGACCAAAGUGGUGAACCAGGGAUCAAGCAGCAGAAGGGGCGUUCUUCUUCAAAUGAUCAGCCAGACAAAAUUCCACCUUGCUCUACUUUAUUUCUUUCAAAUUUGGGACAAGCAUGUACAGAGAAGGAGCUAGAGGAACUUUUGUCUAAGCAACCUGGAUUUCAUGUGCUUAAAAUGCGUCGCCGCGGUGGACUGCCUGCAGCAUUUGCUGAUUUUACGGAUAUCGAAUCAUCCACAGCUGCUAUGGAGAACCUCAAAGGUACCAUCCUGUCUUCUUCCGACAGCGAUGGCUUGCAAAUUGAGUACGCCAGGUCAAAGAUGAGGAAGAGCUAG